AAAUUGAAUGAAGGAAAUUAUUCCCCUCUGUUUUGGACAAUGUGGUAUCAAUAUUGGCUCUGAUUUUAUUCAACAAAUCUACAGGGAACAUUUUUUCCCUUCCAAAUCUUCAUCAAUUCAUGAUCGGAAUGCUAAUUAUAAUGAAAAUGAUGAAUUGAUGAUGAAUACAAUGAGAGGAGAAGCCUCUAUUUACUUUUCCGAAUCAUCCAAUAGUACAUUCACCUCUCGGGGUCUUUUAAUUGAUUUACAAAGCCAAUUUAAAUAUCAAUCUAAAUUGUUGAAUAAUGAUGAAAUACAAAAUACAAUUGAUUUGAAUAAUAAUGUAAUAUUUCCAAGACAGAAUGGUGUGUAUUGCUCUCCAGAUUGGCCAGGUGGUAAAUAUGAAUCCGGAGCUGAUUUAUUUACCAAUGAUGUGAUGGAUCGAGUGAGGAAAUUAUUGGAGGAUUGUGAUUCGUUUCAUGGAUUUCAGUUUUUUCAUGGGAUGGUUGGAUCUUCGAGUGGUUUCUACUCGAGAAUUUGUGCACAUUUGAGAGAGGAGUAUCCUGAUAAGAUGUUUUGGUCAUGUAGUGUAUUUCAUGAUUCCAAGAGUGAGGAUAAAGCAGUGUGGAUGUAUGAUUCCAUAUUGACCUUUCAGUACAUGAUGGAGCUCAAUGAUAUGAUUACCUGUGUGAGGAAUAGUGAGCUAAUUGAUAAAUGUGUACAGAAUGGAAAGGAUUAUCCAACUUAUAGAGAUUAUAAUAAUGUGAUUAGAAGCUUCUUUCCAAACAUUACAUCAGUUUUUAGGUAUCCUUCUCAACAAGGAUGUGAUUUGAGGAAAAUGUGUCUCAAUCUUGCACCUACCAGACACUGCUUGAUUGAAGUUAGUGAAACUACUGCUUUACAAAAUGAGACAACACCUAUUUAUGAAACAAUUUAUAAUUUGAAUAGUCAAUUGAUUCAACAAAAGAGUUCAGAGAAGAUCCUUUCUGCCAUUUCAAUAUUGAGAGCUAGUGGAACAUUGGGCUUGGAAGCAGAAAGAAACCUUCGGAAAUCAGUCAAAGAUCAUUCACAAUCAGAAUUUCCAUUCAAACCCCUUGUUGUGAAUCAACAAUCAAGCGAUAACACGAUCAGCAAUACAUUGCUUACCAACUCUUCAUCAAUUACCACGGCUCUGGAAAAUAUUUAUGAAGUAACAGAAAGAUUUUUCAGAAGGAAAACUUUCAUUUAUGGAUACACAAGAGGAGGAUUAGAGGAAAUGGAAAUUACUGAAUCUCAGUAUUAUCUUCGAGAGGCUAUUGAUACUUAUACAGAGAGCGAACCUAAAGAAGAUGAACUUGCUUAACCAGUUUGCUACUAAUUAAUUGGUCAACGUUUAUUGUCUCCUUCGAGUGUCUUUAUUUCUAAAAGUAAUGAAAUUUAAGACAACGAUGGGAGAGGAACAGUAUUGCCAUAGAAAUAUUCUCAGUUCAAUACAUAUUAGAAAGUGGAUCAAUUAGUGACCUCAAUGACGCCGUUUUCACACUUGAUGAAUCACCAGAGGAUGUGGAAUUAUCUACAUUUGGAAUGGUUUUCACACCUUUACAAUACGUUGUUACUUGACUUACACUUAUCAUACAAAAAUAUAGCCACCUUCGUUGCAUUUCCACAUCAUGACAGUUCAAUAAAACAAUAGUACUCAAUCAGUGAGUGGU
Molecule: messenger RNA, 1670 nt
Organism: Naegleria gruberi
Lineage: Eukaryota; Heterolobosea; Eutetramitea; Acrasida; Naegleriidae
Product: beta-tubulin
Biological process (GO): mitotic cell cycle; microtubule cytoskeleton organization
Cellular component (GO): microtubule; cytoplasm
Molecular function (GO): GTP binding; structural constituent of cytoskeleton
Source: RefSeq, a predicted model, not a curated record